This is a messenger RNA of Aureobasidium pullulans EXF-150, 1395 nucleotides long. RefSeq lists its product as uncharacterized. The record is from RefSeq and is a predicted model, not a curated record. The transcript is spliced from 4 exons. NCBI's taxonomy places the organism in Eukaryota, Fungi, Ascomycota, Dothideomycetes, Dothideales, Saccotheciaceae. The coding region runs from base 1 to 1395 and encodes 464 amino acids.
AUGCCGCUCUAUCGCAGAAGUAAGAACAAGUCAAAAGGCAAGGAGGCUGCGCAGAAAGCUCUCCUCCCAUGGGGGUAUGCUGUGACCGAAAAGGACACCAUCCCUCUUCUUGAUUUUGUCGACAUCAUCACAGCAGAGGAUCCCAAGGACUCGACCUCAACUCCUGAGCUGAAGAACUGCCUCCUGUAUUGGGACAGAGGAAGCUUAGAGGGUGGAGACGAGGCAAAAAUGAUCGAACUAGAGAUUGACACGAACAAGCAUUUCGCAUAUGUCAUCGACGUCCAACAGUGGUUUCGCGAUAGAUACCCAAAGGGCUUUUCCGGCAAAGAAAAACACAACCUUGGCGAAGCUGCCGACAUGGUGGGCGUAGCAUACACGACUCAAAACGAGCUCGAAGGCCAGUCAGAGGUCCAACGAGAGCGCAAUGAGGCAGCGGUCAGACAUUGCGCCGGAGGAGAUUCUCAUAUCACACUCUGCGCGAACGUGGAGGCUAUUCUCCAAUGUAUUCACCGUCUGGAGGCCGCUGACGGUCGUACCCGCAAGAUCCGCGAUGAUUUUUGCUUCAUCGCAAUAGACUUCGAGGGCGGAGGCAAGAUCGGAAGAGGUACGACCGAGGGUGGCAUAUCAAAGCUGUUCUCCAUCGAUUUGUGCGACUACAUGGAGAACUACGCGCUCAAGAUCGAGACCCGUCACGCUAUUGUACGCGAGAUGUUUAACGACCACAUCGACCGUAAAGCUCAGGAUGGUAAGAUCGCCAUCAACAACCGCAAAAAGGCGACGUAUCCUCGAAGCAAUUUCCGUGGACCAAACGCCACCGAAAAGCUGGACUACGAGCACUACAAACAUAAUAGAUGUCCGCCUGAAAUAUUCAGUAUUUCAGUGGAUUCCGAAGUGAUUCCCAUGCAUGAAAUGCAGUGGUGGAUCAUCCACCAGCUCCCAGUCUUCUCGAGAAACUACAUCGACCAGGUCACUUCUGAAAAGGCACCUAAGCAUAGCAGCUCAGGCGAGGGGAGCAGCUGGAUUGGGUCACAGGUUCCUCUAACCCCCUCAAACCGCCCCUCUCUCUUGUCCAAUACCCCCUCGACUACACUUGAGCACUUUCACAAUACAGUCACUCCUGCUGCUGAUGACAAAGCGAUCACAGAGGCUGCCAUUCUGUAUGGUACCGACCGUUCUACCCCAGGCCUCAAUGUUCACACUACUGUAGCACUUUGCACAGGAUUGAAGGGAGUCGCUCCCCACGCCAAGUACGGUAUCAAGGCAUCGAAGAAUGUCCCGCCUCACGUCAGAUACGGCACCAAGUUUCAACAGGCGAUCCCUCCUCAUCGCAGGAUCUACGGUAUCACCGGCGCCGCCCAGGGCAACGACGAGAGUAUUAAUAGGGCCACCAGAUGA